UUUAAUCUGCAACUGAUCGUCGUGAUGUUUUAUUAUCAUUAAGCAAAAUUUACUAAUUUACCGGUAACAGCCCCACAUAAUCUUUUUUACUGACUAAAAUAUUGGUGACUUGAUAAAUUGCAAUUUUAUGCACCGUAAUUGUGCAGAAUCUAAACUCUGAUUACAACUUUCACUUUGCUUUCACCAUGAUUUGUGCAGUGGGAUUGAACUGUGUAGAUAUUGUUAAUUUUGUUCCAAAAUAUCCAAACGAGGAUACUGAUAGUAGAUGUACUAAGCAAGAAUGGGCUCGAGGUGGAAAUGCCUCAAAUAAUAGCACGGUUUUAGCCUGUUUAAAUCAACCAGUAGAGUUUUUUGGAACAUUGGCGAAUGAUCAUUUGCUCAAAUUUUUCACCGAUGACAUGACUUCCCUUGGUAUCAAGUAUGAUAACUGUCCAAUUAUUGACGGUAUCGCAAGGGCUCCAGCUUCUGUCGUAAUUUGUUCCGAGGAAUCUGGCACAAGAACUAUUGUUCACAGUAAAGGAGAUUUGCCAGAACUGACCUUGGAUGAUUUCCAGGCAAAAAUCAAUCUAGCAGUGACUUCAUGGGUGCAUUUUGAGGGACGAAAUGAAACCGAGGUGGUAAAAAUGAUUGAGAAAAUUCAUGAAUACAAUAAUAAUGCAGCAAAACGAGUAAAGCACACUAUCAAAAAUAGUGGAUUAAAAUUUUCCUAUAAAGAUGUCUCAAUCACAAUUUCAGUAGAGGUGGAGAAAUGCAGGGAAAGUCUCAACACGUUACUUCCUCUGGGCCAUGUAGUCUUCGUGGGGAAAGAUUUUGCAUCUUGGCAAGGUGCAAAAAAUUGCAGGGAUGCCGUACAGCUUAUGCAAUCCAAGGUCUCUGCCGGAUCACUGGUAAUUUGUCCUUGGGGUGAAGACGGGGCAGCUUAUGGGGUAGGGACAGGAUCCCAAGUCACAGAUAAUGACGAUCCCAGUUACGCAGAAAUAAAGAAAAUUGAUGCUUUUCCCCCUUCACAACUAAUCGAUUCUUUAGGUGCGGGCGAUACAUUUAUUGGGACGACGAUAUUCUGUUUGAACAAGGGGCUCGAUGUGGAGACAAGCAUUGAGAUGGGAUGUCGCAUCGCUAGUGAAAAAUUGUCAAUGUAUGGAUUUCUCGGAUUGAAGGAGAAAGCUGGAGUUAUUUUGGACAAAGUAUUCAAUAAAGAACAAUGCAAUGUCUCAAGUGGGGCAAAGUAAUAAAUAAAAAUAACAUUUAUUUCUAUAUAAUUUGUGAACAUUAUUCGUACGUAUUGAGUUUCUUAUUAAGAGAGAAUAAACGGAACGAAUGUCGAUAAGAACAAUA
Molecule: messenger RNA, 1335 nt
Organism: Folsomia candida
Lineage: Eukaryota; Metazoa; Arthropoda; Collembola; Entomobryomorpha; Isotomidae
Product: ketohexokinase
Exons: 6
Coding region: 186-1229 (347 amino acids)
Source: RefSeq, a predicted model, not a curated record